Sorex fumeus (smoky shrew) is the source of this 4818-nucleotide messenger RNA. Its product is annotated as CAP-Gly domain-containing linker protein 1-like. Gene Ontology annotation, molecular function: microtubule plus-end binding. The record is from RefSeq and is a predicted model, not a curated record. Gene Ontology annotation, cellular component: microtubule plus-end; nucleus; cytoplasm. Gene Ontology annotation, biological process: positive regulation of microtubule polymerization; cytoplasmic microtubule organization. NCBI's taxonomy places the organism in Eukaryota, Metazoa, Chordata, Mammalia, Eulipotyphla, Soricidae.
AUGAGUCUGCUGAGGCCCAGCGGGCUGAAGGCCCCCACCAAGAUCCUCAAGCAUGGGAGCUGGGCCCUGAAGGUGCCCUCGGCCGCGGCUGCUCCCGUUGAGAAGUCCGUGCCUGGGGAGAAAACCCCCAGCGCCCCCUCCUCGGAGACGCAGGAGGAGUUUGUGGACGACUUCCAGGUCGGGGAACGAGUCUGGGUGAAGGGGAACAAGCCUGGAUUCAUCCAGUUCCUCGGGGAGACCCAGUUUGCCCCUGGUCAGUGGGCCGGGAUCGUCUUGGACGAGCCCAUCGGCAAGAACGACGGCUCGGUGGCGGGUGUGCGCUACUUCCAGUGCAAGCCGCUGAAGGGCAUCUUCACCCGGCCGUCCAAGCUGAGCAGGAACUGGCAGGCUGAAGAUGAGACCAACGGCCUGCAGCCAGCGCCUGCUGCCCCGGCCACACCGCCCCGGUCGGCCUCCCCGGCCCCUGCCGCCGCCCCAAAGGUGCCCCAGCCCUCCACAAAGGAGGCACCGGCCGCCCCUCACAUCAGCAACCUGACCAGGACGGCCAGCGAGUCCAUCUCCAACCUCUCGGAGGCUGGCUCCCUCAAGAACGGGGAGCAGGAGCUGAAGCUCGGGGACCGGGUGCUGGUGGGAGGCGUGAAGGCCGGUGUGGUGCGCUUUCUCGGGGAGACGAACUUCGCUAAGGGGGAUUGGUGUGGUGUGGAGCUGGACAAGCCGCUGGGCAAGAACGAUGGCGCUGUGGCUGGAACGAGGUACUUCCAGUGUCAGCCCAAGUGUGGCUUGUUUGUUCGCAUUCACAAAGUCACCAAGAUCGGCUUCCCCUCCACGACACCGGCCAAGGCCAAGGCAGCCCCCGUGAGGCGUGUGAUGGCCACCACCCCCGCCAGCCUGAAGCGCCGCCUGUCGGCCUCCUCGCUCAGCUCUGUGAGCUCCGUGGCCUCAUCCGUGAGCAGCAGGCCCAGCCACACGGGACUAUUGCCGGUAACUUCCUCUCGCUGCGCCCGCAAGAUCUCCGGCACCACCGCCCUCCAGGAGGCGCUGAAGGAGAAGCAGCAGCACAUUGAGCAGCUGCUGGCCGAGCGAGACCUGGAGCGGGUGGAGGUGGCCAAGGCCACGAGCCAUGUGGGGGAGAUAGAGCAGGAGCUGGCCCGCCGGGAUGGGCACAACCAGCACAUCCUGGAGCUGGAGGCCAAGAUGGACGAGCUGCGGGCCAUGCUGGAAGCGAGCGACUGGGAGAAGGUGGAGCUGCUGAACCACCUGGAGGAGGAGAAGAGGAAAGUGGAGGACCUCCAGUUCCGAGUCGAAGAGGAGUCCAUCACCAAAGGCGACCUGCAGGAGGUGAAGGCCCUGCAGGCGGCCUCUGAGAAGCUCGCCAAGGAGAACGAGUGGGGGAGGACCAAGCUGGACCACGCGAACGAGGAGAACACGGACGUGAUCGCCCCGUGGAAGUCCAAGCUGGAGACAGCCAUCGCCCCGCACCAACAGGCCAUGGGCGAGCCGAAGGCGUUCGUGAGCCGGGGCGUGGGUGCCGAGGCGGCCGAGCUGGCCGAGCUCAAGAUGCAGAUGGAGAGGCUGCAGUUCGAGUCCCAGCAGGAGGUGGAGAACUUGAAGGCCCAGCAGGUGGCUGAGCGUGCAGCACACGCCUCUGAGCUGCAGACGCUCAGGUCGCGGCUGGUCAGGAUGGCCCAGGAGCAGAAGAACAGCCUGGAGGCCGCGCGGGCCAAGCUCGACCAGACCGAGGACCAGCACCUGGUGGAGAUGGAGGACGCCCUGAACAAGCUGCAGGAGGCGGAGACGAAGGUAAAGCACCUGGAGGGGUUGCGGGCCAUGUGUAGUCAGCAAGCCCAGGCCCUGGCCGACGCCACGGCGCAGCUGGAGGCCACCCAGGAGAAGCUCUUGCAGCUCGAUGGGCUCUGGAAGGCCAGUUGAGGUAAAUUGGGAAUGGAGAAGCUCAGGCAGCAGCUCCAGGUGGCUGAGCAGCAGAUUCAGGAGUUAGAGAAUGCAAAGUGGGCCGAGAGCGGCAGGUUGGCCGAUAGCCUGGCCGAGGAGCUGCAGGGGAAGGAGCUAGCGCUUCGUAGUCUUCAGGAGAACUUGAACGAAGUCAGUCGAGUGAAGGAGGCUUUGGAGAAAGAGCUUCGGAGUUUGAAAGAAAAGUUCACAGAGGCUUCAGAAGAGUCAGCCUCUGUUCAGAAAAACAGGCAAGAAUCUGUUGAUAAGUUACAUCAACAAGAAGAACAGUUUAAGGCGCUGUCUUCUGAACUGGAGAAGUUGCGAGGAAAUCGAACAGAUAUGGAGGCUGAAUUCAAAGAGAGAGAUGUGCGAGAAGAGCAGUUGACGAAGGCAAAGGCCAAGUUGUCAAACGACAUCGCAGACAUCGUGAAAAUGUCCGGGGAAAACUUGGCACAGCUGACGAGAAUGAAUGAUGAACUACGCCUGCAGGAGAGCCGAGCGGCCAGCCUGCCCCAGCUGGGCACGGCGUCGGAGUUUCCCGCAGAGAGUGCCGACUUAUUAACCUCAGACAAAGAGGAAAUUGAACUGAUGUCGGAGGAUCGCAGGGCCCUGAGGUCAGAGAAUCAAUUGCUGGCGAAGGAGAAGCUCUUUCUGAAGUCAGAGAGAGGGUCGUUGCUAUUGAAGCUAAAGGAAGCGGAGGCCAAAAACUCUUCGCUGCGGGAAGAGCAGAGGAAGCUCUGGCUGUUGAACCAAGCGAUUCUCUUCGAUAAAGAGAAGGUCAUCGAGGCCAGGCGGGCCGCAGAGAAGCUCUGGCAGGAGGAGCGGCUCGGCUGAGAAGCCCUCGAGGCAGAGAAAGAGAAAGUGCUGGAAGAGGGCAGGGCGGUGCAGGAGGAGCUCCAGAGGGUGCGCGCGGAGAACGACGCCCUGCAGGUCGCCAAGGUGGGGCUGCAGGCCCUGGUGGAGGAGCUGCAGAUGAGCAAGAGCGGCCUGGUGGCCGAGUGUAAGAAGGGCCUGGAGGAGAGGGGCCAGCUGGAGGAGCAUGCGAAGAAGCUGGUUCUGGAGAACCUAUCCCUGGCCAAGGACAAGGACAACAUCAUCCAGAAGCUGCAGUGCUCCUAUCAUGAGCUGGCUUGGGAUCAGAAGUCGCUGGUGCAAGAGAUCGAGGAGCUCACGGCCGAGAAGAAGUCGGCCGUGGAGAAGCAGUCGGGCCUCGACAGCCUGUGUGUGGCUCUGAAGCUGGAGCGUGACGGCCUGGCCCAGAGCAACAAGGAGCUAUAGCUGGAGAAAGACCUGCUGAGCCAGGAGCACGAGAAGCUGGGCGCCAGCCUGGAGGCGGCGCUACAGGUGAAGGAGCUGCUGGGCGCCAAGGCCAGCUGCCUGCGCACGCAGCUGGAUGAGGACAAGGCCGUGCACAAGGCCAAGCUGAAGGCACUGCAGACGCAGGCGGCCAACGCCCACCUGGCACAGCUGCUGGAGCAGAUCAAGACCAGCAGGGAGAACUCCGACUCGGAGUGCGUGCAACUUCUGCAUGAGAAGGAGACGCUGAGCCUGGCUGAGCGGCAGCUGGCGGCCGAGAAGAAGGACCUCCUCGGCGAGAAGGACCUCCUGGCCCAGAAGCUCGGCCGCUGCUUCGAGGAGGCGUUCCGCAUGGAGUCGGCCCUGCGCGAGCCGCUGAACAGCCUGGGCUCCGAGAAGGAGCUGCUGGGUCAGAAGGCCACGAAGCUCCAGCAGCAGCUGGACUGGUUGCUGAAAGACCAGGCACUGCUGGAGGCGCAGCAGACCGAGCUGCUGGCCGAGCGGGAGGCGUCCCUGCAGGCCCUGGGCGAGCUCCAGCAGAAGCACGAGGAGGCGGCGGCGAAGCGCCGGGUGGCUGUCCAAGAGAAGAGGAAGCUGCUCGGUGAGCUAGACGUGUUGCAGCGGGAGCUCCAGGAGCAGCGCCAGGAGAACCAGGGGCUGAUGGCCAGCCAGGGCGCCCUCGAGGUGGCGCUGCAGGAGGCCCAGGACGAGGCCCGCAGCCUGGAGAAGACACACGCCAGCGUGCUACAGGCCAAGGAGGCGCUCAACGCCGAGUGGUAGGAGGAGUGCUGGCGGCUGGUGGAGGACAGACUCGCGGCACAGCAGGCCCUGGUGCAGGAGUGGGAGGCCUGCGCCCAGGAGACCCAGGCGGCCGCCCACGAGACCAGCCACCUGCGAGGCCGCCUGGGGCUGCUGGAGCAGGAGGCAGAGGAGCUGCGGACGCACACACAGGGACUGCAGGCCCAGCGCCUGGACCUGCUGGAGGAGAAGGCGCGGUCAGACCAGAAGGUGGCCGAGAUCCUGCGGGAGAAGGAGAUGCUGAGCGCCGAUGCCGCCCGGCUGGCCAACGAUAUCGAGGCCCUCAAGGGCGAGUUCGUGGCCCUGUCCAAAUCCAAGCUGGAGCUGCAGGGCCUGCACAGCUGCCUCGCCCAGAUCCUGGCCGACCUGCAGCGCAAGCACGAGGCGGCCCUGGCCGAGCAGGCCCAGCCCGGGCAAGAGAACGAGAGCCUGCUGGCCGAGAAGAGGGAGCUGCAGCAAGAGAGGGCCGAGCUCCUGCGGGAGAAGGAGCAGCUGGCCGGCAGUUACUUCCUCCUCCAGAAGGUCAGUCGGCUGGCCCAGACCAGCAGCCACGUCUCUGCCAACCUCCUGGAGGCCCAGAAGGGGAACCGCAUGCUGAGGAAGGACAAGAUCAGGCUCGCCGUUAAAAUCAGAGAGCUCGAGAUGCUGCAGUCUUUCACGGCUGUGCAGACAGCGGAAGAUGCCAGGCAUUUUAUGGAACAACUGUCCCAAGAGAAGACAGAGACCCUGGACUCCCUGGAGGACACAAGGAACACCAAUGCAAACUUGCAGAAU